This is a messenger RNA of Puccinia triticina, 300 nucleotides long. RefSeq lists its product as uncharacterized. The coding region runs from base 1 to 300 and encodes 99 amino acids. Lineage: Eukaryota; Fungi; Basidiomycota; Pucciniomycetes; Pucciniales; Pucciniaceae. The record is from RefSeq and is a predicted model, not a curated record. The transcript has a single exon.
AUGGAUCCGAGCGCGCUGGCGGCCUUGCACCAAUCGCCCAGUCCGACUCCCUCACGCCCGCCGAUCACCUUGGAUGAGUAUGCGGAAUGGAUGCGGAUGGCGGCGAUCAUGCUUGCCCAACUGAGUGCCUCGCAGCAGCCGUCCCAGUCCCUGUCGAUGACCCCGUCGAGUGCCGCGGGAAUGGUCGUGGGCGGAGCGAUUGGGCUCGGUGCGGGCUUUGUGGGCGUGACUGUCGGCGCGGGACUGGGGGUUGAGCUUGCCCAACUACAUGUGUUGUCAUUGCGCAAUGUGAUCACUUGA